UGUCGAUACUCUGCUUGUAUAAGAUUUGGACCUUUAAAUAUUUAAUUUAUAAAAUAUUAUGAGAUUCCUUAUGAACAAACGUAUUUUAUCAAUUCAAAGUCAUGUAGUGUCUGGAUAUGUUGGGAAUAAAAGUGCUACUUUUCCUUUACAGCUAUUAGGCUUUGAGGUAGAUCCUAUUAAUUCAGUUCAAUUUUCUAAUCACACUGGCUAUAGAAAUGGAUGGAAUGGUGAUAUGCUUAAUUCUAAGUCAUUAAAUAAUUUAUUUGAUGGUCUAAUAUCAAAUAAUUUAAUCGAAUAUAGUCAUCUAUUAACUGGAUAUAUUGGGGAUGCCGAUUUUUUGAAGUCCAUAAUAAAUAUUCAUAAAUACUUAAAAGAAAAAAAUCCUAAUUUAAUCUAUUUAUGUGAUCCAGUUUUGGGUGAUAACAAUAAGUUAUAUGUGCCAGAGGGAUUAAUUCCAAUUUACAAAAAUGAAAUAUUACCAUUAGCCAAUAUUUUAACCCCAAACCAAUAUGAAGCAGAAGUACUCUCUGAAAUGAAAAUAAAUAAUGAAAAUGAUGUGAUAAUUAUUCUAAAAAUGUUACAUCAAAAAGGCAUCAAAACUAUUGUUUUAUCAAGCUGUCAAUUUGAUAAUUCUGAAAAUUUAUACUGUUAUGCUAGUUUAUAUGAAAAAAAUCAAUAUACCACUGUUAAAGUUGAAUUUCCUAAGAUAAAUGCAAAAUUUGUUGGAACUGGGGAUCUAUUUUGUGCCUUAUUUUUAGCAUGGUAUGAUACAUAUAAGAAUGACUUAAAGCAAGUGUGUGAUAAAGUUUUAUCUACGAUGCAACUAAUUUUAAAAAGAACAAUUGACUAUGCAGGUAAAUAUAGCGACUCAGAUCAAGACAGUGCAAAGUAUUUAGAACUUAAACUUAUUGAAAGCAAAAGGGACAUUGAGAAUCCAUUAAAUAUUAUCAAUUCAUAUUAUAUAAGCUAAAAAAUGACUCAUGUAUUUAUUCUAAAAUAUUUUGUAAUAAAUGGUAUUAUAGACUUAUUUUUA
Molecule: messenger RNA, 1033 nt
Organism: Gordionus sp. m RMFG-2023
Lineage: Eukaryota; Metazoa; Nematomorpha; Gordioida; Chordodea; Parachordodidae
Product: pyridoxal kinase-like
Exons: 1
Coding region: 59-970 (303 amino acids)
Biological process (GO): pyridoxal 5'-phosphate salvage
Cellular component (GO): cytosol
Molecular function (GO): pyridoxal kinase activity
Source: RefSeq, a predicted model, not a curated record